UUCGGGUCUUCGGAGUGAAGAAGCCCGUGUGGUGUAGAGAGUGAAGAUGGCGGACGUGUUGAGCGUGCUGCGACAGUACAACAUCCAGAAAAAGGAGAUCGUCGCCAAAGGAGACGAAGUGAUUUUCGGGGAGUUUUCAUGGCCUAAAAACGUCAAAACCAACUAUGUAAUCUGGGGAACAGGAAAAGAAGGCCAGCCUAAGGAGUACUACACCCUCGACUCCAUUCUCUUCCUCCUCAACAAUGUGCAUCUUCCUCACCCGUCCUACGUGCGCAGAGCUGCGACAGAGAACAUACCUGUGGUCAGAAGACCUGACAGAAAGGACUUGCUGUCAUAUCUCAAUGGAGAAAACUCGUCAUCAACAAGCAUUGACAGAAGUGCGCCCAUUGAGAUUGGUCUUCAGAGGCCGACACAAGUCAAAAGGGCUGCUGAUGAAGUCUCUUCAGAAGCGAAAAAGCCACGGGUUGAGGAUGAAGAACGAGUGCGUCUGGAUAAGGAGCGUCUGGCUGCCCGUCUGGAAGGCCAUAAGGAAGGCAUCGUGCAGACGGACCAGAUCCGGUCGCUCUCAGAGGCCAUGUCUGUGGAGAAGAUCGCUGCCAUCAAAGCCAAAAUUAUGGCCAAAAAGCGUUCCACCAUCAAGACAGACCUGGAUGAUGACAUCACCCUGAAGCAGAGGAGCUUUGUGGACGCCGAAGUGGACGUGACGAGAGAUAUCGUCAGCAGAGAGCGGGUGUGGAGGACGAGGACCACUAUUCUACAGAGCAGCGGGAAGAACUUCUCCAAAAGCAUCUUUGCCAUCCUGCAGUCAGUAAAGGCCAGAGAAGAGGGCCGUGCUCCAGAACAGAGACCAGCACAGAAUCCAACUCAGACGGACCCAUCAAUUAGGAAUAAACAGCCGGUCCCAGCUGCCUACAACAGAUACGAUCAGGAGCGAUUCAAAGGGAAAGAGGAGACGGAGGGAUUCAAAAUCGACACAAUGGGAACCUACCACGGCAUGACUCUGAAGUCUGUGACGGAAGGAGCAUCAGCGCGGAAGGCUCAGACUCCUGCUAUGCAGCCUGUUCCCAGACCAGUCUCUCAAGCAAGACCUCCACCAAACCAAAAGAAAGGUUCAAGAACCCCCAUCAUUAUCAUACCAGCUGCCACCACUUCCCUCAUCACCAUGCUCAACGCCAAGGACCUCUUGCAGGACCUGAAGUUUGUGACGUCCGAGGAGAAGAAGAAACAAGGCAUUCAGAGGGACAACGAGGUGCUGCUGCAGAGGCGUAAAGACGUGGUGCAGCCCGGAGGAUCCGCCAUCAGCGUCACCGUUCCCUACAGGGUGAUCGACCAGCCUCUGAAACUGGCACCCCAAGACUGGGACCGUGUCGUAGCCGUCUUUGUCCAGGGUCCUGCCUGGCAGUUCAAGGGAUGGCCGUGGUUACUGCCUGACGGAUCUCCUGUGGACAUUUUUGCAAAGAUCCGAGCCUUCCAUCUGAAGUACGACGAGGUGCGCAUGGACCCCAACGUGCAGAAGUGGGACGUCACUGUGCUGGAAUUAAGCCACCACAAGCGGCACCUGGACCGACCCGUCUUCCUGCGCUUCUGGGAGACACUGGACAGAUACAUGGUGAAGCACAAGUCCCACCUUCGUUUCUGAGCCUUGUUGCUAUCGUCGCUGUUUGACUCUACCAUGGACAGCUCUCUCUCAGCCUGUGAAUUCGCCUCAACUCGGCCAGCGGUGGACUGUUCACUGUUCACUUCGCCCCCCGCUUCACGACUGCCGUUUGUAACAGCUCUCAACAUAGCUUCAGCUUCUUCCCUGUUUUG
Molecule: messenger RNA, 1809 nt
Organism: Colossoma macropomum (tambaqui)
Lineage: Eukaryota; Metazoa; Chordata; Actinopteri; Characiformes; Serrasalmidae
Gene: cdc73
Product: cell division cycle 73, Paf1/RNA polymerase II complex component, homolog (S. cerevisiae)
Exons: 17
Coding region: 47-1639 (530 amino acids)
Biological process (GO): transcription elongation by RNA polymerase II; positive regulation of transcription elongation by RNA polymerase II
Cellular component (GO): Cdc73/Paf1 complex
Molecular function (GO): RNA polymerase II complex binding
Source: RefSeq, a predicted model, not a curated record